AGCUUUGGAAGUGACAGUGAAUUAGGGUUUUACUCAAAAACCUCCUCGUUGUCGUUGCUCACUGCUCCGACGAGAAAAUGGCGAUGCGACAUUUGAGCCGAUCGAGAGACGUCACAAAGAGAUCGACGAAGAAGUACAUCGAAGAACCUCUUUACCAUCGACUAUUCAAAGAUGGCGGCACAGAGGUCAAAGUUCGACAGCAGCUGAAUCAGUUCCUCAAAGGCACUAAACACGUCUUCAAAUGGGAAGUCGGAGAUACGAUCAAGAAACUCCGAAAUCGCGGCCUCUAUUACCCAGCUCUCAAGCUAUCUGAAGUUAUGGAAGAGAGAGGUAUGAACAAGACAGUGAGUGAUCAAGCAAUCCAUCUUGAUCUUGUUGCUAAAGCUCGGGGAAUUACUGCUGGGGAGAAUUAUUUUGUUGAUCUUCCGGAAACAUCUAAGACGGAACUCACGUAUGGGUCUCUUUUGAACUGCUACUGCAAGGAGUUGUUGACGGAGAAGGCGGAAGGUUUACUUAACAAGAUGAAAGAGCUUAACAUUACUCCUAGUUCCAUGUCUUAUAACAGUCUCAUGACUCUUUAUACCAAGACAGGUCAGACUGAGAAAGUUCCGGCGAUGAUCCAAGAAUUGAAGGCUGAGAAUGUAAUGCCGGAUUCAUACACGUACAAUGUGUGGAUGAGGGCUUUGGCUGCUACUAAUGAUAUUUCUGGUGUUGAGAGAGUUAUCGAAGAGAUGAAUAGAGAUGGUAGAGUUGCUCCAGAUUGGACUACGUAUAGCAAUAUGGCAUCGAUAUAUGUUGAUGCUGGACUGUCUCAGAAAGCUGAGAAGGCUCUUCAGGAACUGGAGAUGAAAAACACGCAACGGGAUUUUACGGCAUAUCAGUUUCUUAUUACUUUGUAUGGACGUCUGGGAAAACUGACUGAAGUUUACAGGAUUUGGCGUUCGUUGAGGCUGGCUAUGCCGAAAACCUCAAAUGUAGCUUAUCUAAACAUGAUACAGGUGCUGGUCAAGUUGAAUGAUUUACCGGGUGCUGAGACACUGUUCAAGGAGUGGCAAGCUAACUGUUCUACUUAUGACAUCAGGAUUGUAAAUGUGUUGAUUGGAGCUUAUGCUAAAGAGGGUCUCAUCGAAAAAGCAAAAGAGCUCAAGGAGAAAGCUCCCAGGAGAGGUGGCAAGGCCAAUGCUAAAACCUGGGAAAUCUUCAUGGAUUACUAUGUAAAGAGCGGUGAUAUGGCUCACGCACUCGAAUGUAUGUCUAAGGCAGUUUCUAUCGGCAAAGGAGAUGGUGGCAAGUGGAUACCGUCACAGGAAACAGUCAGAACUUUGAUGAGCUAUUUCGAGCAAAAGAAAGAUGUUAAUGGAGCUGAGAAUUUGUUGGAGAUUUUAAAGAAUGGAACAGAUAACAUAGGCGCAGAAAUCUUUGAGUCAUUGAUAAGAACAUAUGCAGCAGCGGGAAAGAGUCAUCCUGCUAUGCGUCGACGUCUGAAGAUGGAAAACGUGGAGGUUAAUGAAGUGACAAAGAAGCUACUUGAUGAAGUAUCUCAGGAGGUGUGAGGUCUGUUCCAUCUCUUUCCCCUUCAUUAUUUCCUUCAGGCGACACACAUUAUUAGUCGUGUUAGGGGCACUUGCGUUGUCACAGCUCUGUUUCUUAUUGGUAAUAAAAAUAGGCUCUGAAUCGGCAAAAUCAAUCGUAUGGGUCUGUUUUACUUCACCUUAGACUGUUUGUUCAUGUUUUUGUGAAUUGUUUCGGUCUUAGCUUGGAUUUACAGUUGAGACAGCUCUCACAAUGUAAGCCUAUUUGUUUGAGAUCUUAUUUUGGUUCAAGACAGAAACAUAAUCAAGAAUAUGAUAUUUUGCUAAAUAAUGUCAAUUAGGAACAAAAUUUUGCGGA
Arabidopsis lyrata subsp. lyrata is the source of this 1890-nucleotide messenger RNA. RefSeq names its product pentatricopeptide repeat-containing protein At1g60770. The transcript is spliced from 2 exons. The record is from RefSeq and is a predicted model, not a curated record. Gene Ontology annotation, cellular component: mitochondrion. Lineage: Eukaryota; Viridiplantae; Streptophyta; Magnoliopsida; Brassicales; Brassicaceae. The coding region runs from base 78 to 1553 and encodes 491 amino acids. Gene Ontology annotation, molecular function: protein binding.